UUACUGCGUAGUAUACCACAGCACUGUCAACAUGGGCUGCUGUUUGAGUCGACCAGGCUCCGACUACUUGAUUUAUAUAAAGACUGGAGACAGGAAAAAUGCUGGAACUGACGCUAAUGUUUUCAUAAUACUUCACGAUGACCAAGGUAGAAGGAGUGAAAAGAUAACUCUCGACAACUUUUUGCGAAAUGAUUUCGAAAAGGGUCGCAUGGACACGUUCUCUGUUCCAAGAAACAAGUUCUCUGCACUUAUAGGACAGCUAACCAAGAUCGAAGUUUGGAGGGACGAUGCUGGCUUUGGUAGCGACUGGUAUGUGGAGAGGAUUAUGAUAGAAAAUAAAGUAACCAAUCAUAUCUAUGUGUUUCCCAUAUUUCGAUGGAUUAAGCCUGAUUAUCACUACAUGAUCAAACAUCUCGACACCUCGCUUCCACAAGAAGACGAUAAUUCAGAACAGAGGAACAUGGAGCUCGUGGAAAAGAAAUCGCUGUACCAGUUUGAACAAAAAAUUCCUGGAAUGCCUGCACAGAUAUGAACAUCAUUCUAUCAAGUCAGGGAUCAUGGCUAGGAGAAAGAGAAAUGCUAUUCGAGAAAAGAUUCAGUCAAGACAAAUACCCCUACCACAUGACUGGCCUGGUUUUCUAUCCCACCAAGACAACAAAAAUUGACUUAGCUAGAAUUUUUAUCAGGUGAGCUGAUCAGUACAUCCCCAUCAGAUGAGGUGAUCAGUACAUCCCCAUCAGACAAGACUAUUGUAGUUGCUGGAGGAUUCACAGAUAGAACAGAUAUCAGAAGCAACACUCCAGACAUCAACAUCACACCUUUACAAGGUUACCAUGAGGAGGCUGAUACUUUUAAUUGUGCUUCACUUUGUGAAUGGAAGUUCUGACUCCAUUGUGGUUUAGGGCACGGGACGUAGCCCAGUGGUAAAGCGCUUGCUUCUUGUGCGGUAAGUCUAGGAUUGAUCCCCGUUGGUGAGCCCAUUGGGCUAUUUCUCGUUCCAGCCAGUGCACGACACUGUUAUAUCAAGGACGUGGCAUGUGCUACCAUGUCUGUG
Molecule: messenger RNA, 1054 nt
Organism: Gigantopelta aegis
Lineage: Eukaryota; Metazoa; Mollusca; Gastropoda; Neomphalida; Peltospiridae
Product: allene oxide synthase-lipoxygenase protein-like
Exons: 2
Coding region: 32-532 (166 amino acids)
Molecular function (GO): protein binding
Source: RefSeq, a predicted model, not a curated record